UGUGUUUCUGACGGAAGGUUAUUCCCAAUUAUUUUAUUGUACGAUCAACGGCUCGCAGCGGUUCGCGUCGGUAGUGCUAUUUCAUGUACCCAUCUUGUCCUUAAUUUUCGCUAGGUCAGAUGAGGAAAAUCUACGCUACCGGUUGAAAGUUUGAUUAUUAUCGUCCGACCGGUAAUUGAGUGUUUACUUGCCGAAAUAAAUUGGCGCUUUGGAUUCUCCCGAGACCAUCAACGCGGAGGCCCUCGGGAUCUUGGCGCUCAGUAUCUUAUGCUGGUCGUACGCCACAAACCGUCAGUCGAAAAGGCGUGAAAUUUUAUGUGAAAGUGAGAGACAAUUAGGUGUUGAUUACUUCUACCCGUGAAAAAAGUGCUCACUCUAGUGUCUUAUGAUCCAUCGCGUCGUUCGGUCCGACUUGCCCAAAUGGUUUGUUUGGGUGCAUCCUAGUACUACGGUGAAGCGAAUAGUGUUGAUUUUCAACGAUGCCAAAGCGUAAUAUUUUUUGAUAACAGAAAUAUAACACCUCCUCUGAGUGUCAAUGGAAAUGUGCUGAAAAUUUGUGUCGAUUGAUUUAUAUUCCCGUGGAAAAAAAGGAAAUUCAGUGUGAAUAUUCACACCACUGUUGCAAUUAUGCACCACUUGGACUUCAGCGGCAUUAGACAUUCCGAUAGCGGUGGCAUCGGAACAGCAGCAGCUCUUGCCGUCCAUGGAGGCCCUAAUAUGGGCAUCACUUCGCCAUAUGAGGCCCUACAUACCGCGGCCACUGGUUCUGCAGAAAUGGCCGUUGACUUCCACCACCACUAUACGCCCACAGAGUACUGGAACACAUCGCCGUACAAAAAUGGAUCCACACCGAUGAAGGAGAUUGAAGCGUGUCUUCAAAUUGUCAACAAAAGUCAGUACAACCCUCUGAAGCAAGUUGAGCAGCUCAGCAUUAACUGUGAUAGUGACGGUCUCCACAGUAAUAAUAAUAAUCUAGUCAGCAAUAACAACAACAACAACAACAACAUAUUAAAUAACAAUAAAAAUCUCAGGGAUGGUGAAAGUGAUCUAGUGAUCAGUGAUCAGUCCUCUAGAAAACUGAAAUCCAGCGCUACGAAUAUAGGGAACACUAGUCCAAAUGAGAGUGUAGGAGGCAGCAAAUCUUCGAACAGCAGCAGAAAAUCCAACGCUACCGAUGAAAAACCUUACCACCCGUCGCUGGCAUCCGUAAUGGUUAUGCUCGAAGGGAAACAUUUAUGGGACAAAUUUCACGAACAGGGCACUGAAAUGAUAGUCACUAAAGCCGGGCGACGGAUGUUUCCUACCUUCCAGGUGAAGGUGGUGGGUUUGGAGUUAACGGCAGAAUAUCUGAUGAUCAUGGAUUUUGUCCCCCUGGAUGAUAAGCGCUACCGAUAUGCUUUCCACACCUCCAGCUGGGUAGUGGCCGGAAAAGCCGACCCUGUGUCUCCGCCCCGCAUCAGCGUGCACCCCGAUUCUCCUGCGACCGGUGCCACCUGGAUGAAGCAAACCAUUUCGUUCGACAAACUCAAACUGACCAACAACCAGCUAGACGAUAACGGACAUAUCAUCCUCAACUCUAUGCAUCGGUACCAGCCGCGCCUCCACGUCUGCCAUUUUUCGCGAUCCGGCUCCCACGAAUCGAUCAAAGACGAGAAGGACACAUUGAGCCAUCGGACGUUUGUCUUCCCGGAAACUUCGUUCACUGCCGUAACGGCUUACCAGAAUCAACGGGUAACCCAGCUUAAGAUAGUGAGCAAUCCAUUUGCGAAAGGAUUCCGGGACAAUGAAACCAAUGAGGACUCCCAAGAAAGAAUAUCAUCGAUGAAUGAACGGGUGAAGAAUGAUCCUGGAACUGGCUAUAAAAAAGACGGCGAGCAAGCGAAUCCCUCGACGAUGACGCCAACGAGUGCAGCAUCGAUGACAGGCCCAUCGUUAUCCCCCAACACCACCAACAGCAAUGGAACCAUACCGACAACCGCCGGCUCCAGCUGCCUAACCGGUGCAAGUGUCUUCCAAUCAUCAUUACUGAGCCAUUCCGGUGGCCUCUCUCCGUACGCCAUCAGUCCGCACAAUAAUCCCCCGAUGUUAACCCAGCCGUAUGCAACGGAAGCUAGCGGAUUUGGUCCCAUUUACCACCACCAUCAUCACCAUGCCCACAGUCCACUGUCCACACAUCAUGGGUCGUAUGUGAGUUCGUUCGACAAGUACGACAAAUACAAAAUGGCUUCAUCCACUUCACCACCGCUUCACACGGGUCAUUCAAUGGCGACAAGCGCCACCUACACCGGUCACUACCAGGGUUUCUAUGGUACCCCAAACCCAAGUCACCAUCAGCUGAUGAGACAAAACAACGGCUGUAUAGAUUUCGUGCAAAGAUAAGCAGACGCGAUAAUGUCGCUACACAACCAAAGAUUGUAAAUAAGCCAAACUAAAACAUAUGAAGUGCCAAGAAAUCUUCUCUCUUAUAUAGGAUAGUAAACAAUGCAAAAGAUACAAAAUCGAAGUGCCAUAUGUAGAUUGUAUUUUGUAAUUUAUUCCUCCCUUAUUUAUAAUACAUUUCUGGAUGCAAUAAA
Molecule: messenger RNA, 2573 nt
Organism: Toxorhynchites rutilus septentrionalis
Lineage: Eukaryota; Metazoa; Arthropoda; Insecta; Diptera; Culicidae
Gene: org-1
Product: T-box transcription factor TBX1
Exons: 7
Coding region: 628-2379 (583 amino acids)
Biological process (GO): regulation of transcription by RNA polymerase II; positive regulation of DNA-templated transcription; cell fate specification
Cellular component (GO): nucleus
Molecular function (GO): RNA polymerase II cis-regulatory region sequence-specific DNA binding; DNA-binding transcription factor activity, RNA polymerase II-specific
Source: RefSeq, a predicted model, not a curated record